AUGCCUCGCACACUUCAAAAAGUACACAAGCAAAUCGCUAAGAAGCGCGGUGUCAUCGACUCGCUUCAUGAAUUCAGCCGUGAUGCGAGACGUUUACGCCGUGCGGGCUGUCGCGACGACCGAUUGAACCGCCAUACCUCAGCCGUUAUGAAGGCCCGCCAACCUUACAUGGAGCGCAUUGAAUACUUCCAUAACGUUGUUCAAAAUCACGACGAGCCUUUGACCGACGAGGCAUUGGUUGAGGUGGUCAACCAGUGCAUUAACCGAGAUAGCGAUGAGCUCGCACAGCUCCAGCAGGAAAGGCGUAAAGGCCGCCCACCAAUUCGUCGCGAGGAAGCUUUGACACAACGGACGCAAGCCGAGGAAAAGGAAUUCAAGACUGGAUUCUGGAUGCCGGAUCUUAGCGACGAGGAUGCGUUCUUGAAGUUGAAGCACUGGAAUGGGGAAUGGACUGCUCUCAGCUCGGCCAAGUUCAUUCGGUUGGUGCUUGGUGGAGAGAAACAAUCCUCCAGCUUCCCGCCCAAGGGCAUGUCAUGA
This is a messenger RNA of Penicillium odoratum, 537 nucleotides long. RefSeq names its product translation machinery-associated protein 16. NCBI's taxonomy places the organism in Eukaryota, Fungi, Ascomycota, Eurotiomycetes, Eurotiales, Aspergillaceae. The record is from RefSeq and is a predicted model, not a curated record. The transcript is spliced from 3 exons. The coding region runs from base 1 to 537 and encodes 178 amino acids. Gene Ontology annotation, cellular component: nucleus.